This is a messenger RNA of Cuscuta campestris, 2816 nucleotides long. Lineage: Eukaryota; Viridiplantae; Streptophyta; Magnoliopsida; Solanales; Convolvulaceae. The record is from the annotation of a GenBank genome assembly.
ACGGGUUCUUUCUUUCCUUUCCUCCACUUUUGCGAACACACACACACACACACACACACACACACAAACUGCUCCGCCUCUGAUUCAGUGGACAAUUGAUGCUGAACGAACUCCGAGGAUGCUCCAUGAGGACUGCGCUUAACAUAUUGCUAUUCACUAUUCUGCCCUCCCUCUUCUGCAAUUUCACCGGCCAACAGUGUGUGGGAGCUUUCACCGGAACGCCUUUCUGCUUGAAUGCGUACCCGUUCUUGGCGUACACGUACAAUUCGGACAAGAUUGAUGUCAACUAUGCCCUCUUCAAUUCAAACGAGGGAAUUUACGACGAGAGAGCGAAUCUCCAUUAUGACAAUCUGCUAGAUGCUCAGAUUGAUGCGGCGUAUGCCGCUUUGCAAGACGCCGGGUAUGGUAAAAUGGAAGUCGUAGUUACUGAAACGGGCUGGGCUUCUCAAGGGGGGAAGAAUGAACCGGGUGCGACCGUGGAUAAUGCGAGGACUUACAAUUAUAAUUUGAGGAAGAGACUUGCUAAGAGGAAGGGAACUCCGUUGAGGCCGAAUACCGUGCUGAGGGCUUAUAUCUUUGCUCUUUUUAAUGAGAAUUUGAAGACGGGUCAGUUGUCUGAGAAGAACUAUGGGUUGUUUAAAGCCGAUGGGAGUAUAGUAUCUCGUAUGAUAUUGGUUUUCCUGGACUUCAUACUCCUUCCAAAUCGACUUCGAAGGGAAUCAUGGUUCAAGGGUCAUAUUACCCAAAACCGUGAGGAUAGCCAGAACCCUUCCGUUCACUCUUACGGUUCUGGUGGCCGGUCUCCAACCUUCGGUUCCUCUUCCUCUUCUUCUUCCGACUCUGAGCACCCGGCUACUUCUCCACAGAAGAAGCCGGUUGAUGCUUCCACUUGCGCUCCCUCUUCUUUCGUGGCGCAAGUGGUCUCGGCUACCCAGCCCGGGGACGAGGGCUUCAUUCUGCUAGACAACCGGUUGAUCCAGGAGCAACAGUCGUAUAUGCAGAAGCCCCAAGUUCACGAGCUGCGUAAUCUGAUGCCCGAUGGGUAUCAAUUGACCUACCGGGCAACGUGGAAGAGCAUUAUUCCUCUCCACGUUGGUACGUCGAUUGGUAUCCAUUACCACUCGAUCAAGGACUUGGGUGAAUUCUCUAUUCACCCAUUCAAAGUCCUUUUCCUUGAGACAUACGGUAUCAUGCCCGGGCAGUUGGCCCCUAAUGGUCACCGUCUGUUGGGCAGUUUUAUCAAUGUCUGCCGGUUCCUCCGUAUCCCUUUCUCUCUCCGUCUCUUCGAUCACAUGUUCGACGUCCGGCCCAGGUCCAAGGAAACCCUUGGAUUCGUGGUGGUAUCUUCCCACCAAGGCCGGACAUUCCUCUGUGGCCUUCCACCUUCUAACAAGAAGUGGAAGGACAAAUAUGUUUGCAUCAAAUUCCCCCCAGCUGCUUUUCCCUUUGCCCAAAAUGUCUGGGGGAAGAGAAUGAAGUGCCAGGUCAAACCAGUGGAGGCCGAAGACCUGGCUGCCUGGGAAGCCACCCUCCGGGCCGGGGACGCCUCCACCCGCGGUCUGUACCACGUCGGGAAGUGGAGCGUUUACCCCGGCCGGGAGACCGACCCCGAACCGGAGAUUGUUCUGCCCGGGGUGAUCCCCGAAGCCAUCCCCAUCAGCCGGGCGAGGGGAUCCAAAGCCCUGGCCACAGCCCUUGCCGGCCCUUCACGCCCGGCGAACCAGCCGUUCCUGCUGGACGACCAGCCGGCUCGAUCCCACCAAGGAACCAGCCAGCCGAUUCACUCGGGGGAGAUCUAUAUCAAUGUAGACACCUUCGAGUUCGACAACUUUAUGGGAGAGACCGGCCAUACUUCUCAGGCCGGCCAGCAGGUUCAGCCCAAUGAGGAAGGAGAACCCGAGGAAGAGACAGCUGGGGAGUCUCUUCAACGGAAGAGGCGGAGGACCGAAGAGGUCAACCAGCCAUCUCACCAGGGACCCCAGUCCUCCGACGCUGGCAAGGGACCCAUCGUGCCUCGAUCUCCGCUCCUGAUGUCCCGGUCGAACGAAGAGCUUUUCCAAGCUUUUCGUUCGGACCUGAAUGAGCAGGUCGGCCGGAUUGGUGAGGAGUACUUCGCCCGGUUGGUGAAGUCAAUGGAUGAAGAGAAGGCCCGGAUGGAGGCCAUGAUGGCUGCAAAAGAGGCCGAUGAGCAGGCUCAGGCCAAGAUCCAACAGCUGGAGGCCGAGAAUGCCCGGUCAGCUGAGGAGAUCGCCCGACUUGGAGACGAGCUGCAGAAGGAGCAGCCAGAGCGUGCCGCCGUUGCCGCUGCCUGGGCUGCUCAAGCGCCGGAGGAGUUCGCCGCUACGGCGCUGCCUGACCGGGAGACUGCUAUCCGCUUCUUCCAAGGUCUUUACAAGCAUCAAGUAUCGGCCGACAUCGUGGACGAGAUUGGAACCUACGGCUUUGAAAGCGGCCAGUACUCGGAGCGGAAGGCCCUCUACGGCAUCCUUCAGCAGAGGAUCCAAGGUUUUCAGCCGAAGGCUCUUUCUCUGCCCGAGCUGCAUAGCGAGGCGCCUGAACCUCCCUUCCCGGGCAUCUGAUCCGUCCGGCCUUCCUUUCUCAUCUGAUUUUCUCUCUUUUUUUAUGAUGUAAUGAUCUGCCUCCGGGCACUUUUGUAAGACAUUGAAAUAUUAAUGAAAAUAUGCUUUAUGUUAUGUGCUGAGUGCUUUUUUCCAUAUCUCAUCACUUCUCUUCAACUUGAAUUCUUUAACCGUUUAGAUUAAUAAAUAACAGCCCGGCUGCAUUUACCCGGUUUAGAAUACAAUUUUACCUAAGUC